AUGGAGACGGCUCUUUCCAAAAUACGGCAUCACACAGGAUCUUCGCUACCAUAUCAAAAGACACCAGCCACCCUCCUUGUUGCUCUUGAAUCAGCCCUUGACGAGCAGAAAGCUGAACGAACGCCCACGGCCUAUUUUGCAGGCCUCCUCACGACUCUCGAGAGCACUCUGCAGAAGAAUGAUCGCAACGUCGGUGAAGGGGAUGUUCUCCCCGCCGAACUAUAUCUACUCGCACUUGUUGCGCCAUUUGUCCCGACACCAGUGAUCAGGACGAAUCUCGAGACGAUCUUGACUUUGACUUCACCCUUGUUCCCAUUGCUUUCCUCACAUGCACCCCCUCUAAGAUCACAGCUGUCGCUUUACCAAGUUGUCUUUACGGCUCUUGAUCGUUCGCAGCUAGAAGUCGACGGUGUUCGCCAAGCCUUUGCUUCGAUCCUCCAGCUAUGUCUAGAUCCACGACCCAAAGUCCGCAAAAAGAGUGCUGAGGUCGUACAACAAGUUCUCCAAAAUCCCCCGGCCCCAUUGCUACGACAUACUUAUGCCGAGCGUGUCGCAGACUGGGUGCAAAGCAUAUUGACUCAAGUCAGCAACGAUCCUAUCCCAAAAAACAAAUCCGCCAAGACACAUGUAUCCAGUGAGACAGCUAUACACAUCCUCACUUUCCUAAGGCCCAUCCUGCCGCAUCUCCCAGCCACAUCAUUACCUGCCAUCACCUCAAAUCUAUUGACCUUACCGCGACUCGGGAACCCAUACUUAUCCCAGUCGGCUUACUCUAUUCUUGCUGAUUUAUUCUCUGCGGCAAUACAAGACUCGUCAAGUGGCGUCGAUCAAAAAAUCCCUGAUGUCCUUAAAGUCGUAAUUUCUUCCCCUCCUGUCGUAUCGGACGUUACUCUUGCGCCAGCCUGGCUAUCCGUAGUCGGAAACUGCAUGCAUUCGUUUAGUACUCUUGAUCCUGUGGCUGCGGCUGCUGAAGUCGGCAAGGUCUGGAAAAAGACAUGGACGUAUCUGGAGGCCAAAGAACCAGCAACCAGGCAGGCAGCCGUUGAAUGUCUGGAAUUAUUAUCGCACAGCUUUUCUCCGAUUUUUUUUCACGAAGCAACGAGAGACCCAUCUUCAAAAUGCACUCUUAAUCAGAUCAUCGCCCAAACCGCUAAAGCACUAGAUACUCUGGCCUUCGCUCGGUCGAUGCCUGAACUAAUGGCCGUCAUAUCUAUUCUUAUCACAAGUCUGCGGCACAGAGAUUCGUCAACUUCACCAACCGCUGCCGAAAUACUGCUGUUGCCGAUAGUUGUGAAGGUCGGAGAGUUGAGAACACAGAGGGGGUUCGAGUACAAAGAAGCUGCCGACAGUACCCUGUCCACCGCGAUGAGAGUGUUAGGUCCUCAUGUAAUACUACAAAUUCUUCCCUUGAACCUUGAACCUGACGACCGUCAAGCCGGCCGAGAGCCCAGGGCUUACAUCCUUCCUCUUCUCGCACAACCCCACCCAUCACCUCUUGGGCAUUUUGUCUCUUAUUUUGUCCCUUUAAGCGAGCGGAUGUUCGACCUCCAACAAAAGGCAGAGACUGAGGGACGCCAAUCCGAAGCCAAAGUAUGGAGUGUCUUGGUUUCCCAGAUUUGGAGUGGAUUGGCCGGAUAUUGUCAUGCCAGCGUCGACCUUCCCCAGGCAAGUGAAGCCUUGACCCCCGCCUUUUCCCAACUGCUCUCCCAGCUACUUUACAGCCAGCCAGAGCUCCGCCCAUCGAUUCUCAGGGCUUUGAAAGUUAUCAUUGACUCGAACGUCGUGGCAGCCGCCUCGGACAAGCCGUCCAGUGCCGAUGGGAGCAUCAUCAUCACUGCAGCAGAGGCCGCAGCGAAUGUGUCAUUCCUUCGCGCUCAGGUCGAGAGUUGGCUUGCAGUGCUAUUCAACGUCUUUGGCAGUGUAGACCCAGAUGUUCGCGGGAUGGUGGGAGACGUGAUCAGCGCUUGGACUUCUAUCGCGGAUGAGCAGCAAAUUACUCAAGCAUACGCUAAAGUUAUCCAGCUCCUCACAACCAAUCUCCGAUCGGCUCAAGCAAAUGUCACGACGAUGACCGAAGACAUACUCGUUCUCCUACUCCCUUACCUUUCGCCGGUGGACAGUGCUGCCCUCUUCGAGUUUUGCUUAUCCCCCGAUGUCAUUGGCGCCAGAGACAAUGGGGUCCAGAAACGCGGAUACAAAAUUCUUGCUAGAUUGACUGAUCGUGGAAAGUUCCCCGUCAAUGCAGAGGAUGUGCUUCAACGACUUGAUGCAGUCUCUGAUAAAUUGACAUCUGCCGCGAAGAAGGAUCGCUUUAUGCUGUUGAUCGCACUCGUGCAAGUGAUUCGUCCCGAGUUGCUUCAUUUGAUACCUUCCUUCAUCCCGGAAGCCGUAUUGGGCACUAAAGAACCGUCUGAAAAGGCCAGGGAGGCGGCCUUCGACCUCAUUGUGAAGAUGGGUAAUAAGAUGAACAGCGGUGGCCUUGUCAAGCGAGGUAUGAUGGAAGGAAUGGACGAGGACACUGCGACAGAAGCGAAGGCAAGUGUAGACGAGUUCAUUACCAUGAUGGCUGGGGGGUUGGCUGGCGCUACUCCUCAUACCAUUAGCGCGACCAUUACAGCAAUUUCACGAUUGGUGUUUGAAUUCAAAGAUGCGAUAUCACCCAAUAUCCACACCGAGAUUCUAUCCACUAUCCUCGUCUUCCUCACCUCAGCCAACCGGGAAAUCGUGAAGUCUGCGCUUGGUUAUGUGAAACUCGCGAUACACACUCUCCCUGUGGAUUUGGUUCGGCCGCACCUGAAAGAUCUCGUGCAUCAACUACUCGCAUGGUCGCACGACCAUAAGAACCACUUCAAGGUCAAAGUCAGGCAUAUCUUUGAACGGAUGAUCAGGCGCUUUGGUUGGGAUGCUGUGUACGCUUGUGCAGAAGGGGAAGAUUCGUCUAAGGUCCUUCUCAAUAUCAAGAAGAGGAAGGACAGGGCCAAAAAAAAGAGAGCUAACAAAGACCAAGAAGAGGACGGGCUACCAACAAGCGCCAAACCUGUCACAGGCACUGCAUUCGAGGAUGUACUUUACGGAAGCGAGAGUGAGUUGUCUGACAGUGACGAAGAAGACGCUGGUCCUCGUCAGUCUGGCAAGACAAAGGCGAAGACAUUGCGAGGCGCCCAACUGCGAGUCGACGACGACGAACCUAUGGAUCUACUAUCUGGGGCCGCGUCGCGGAUAACCAACACACAAAAUAAAAGGCGGCGUCAGCCUGGGCAUGAAGCAUCUCUCUUCAACACUGACGAUGCUGGCAAACUCGUGAUCGAAUCAAGCGAUGACGAGGCAGCCAACGAUCAACAGGGAGACGAUGUUGUAGGCACGGCUUACCACGAAAGCCUGACCUCAGUCGACGGCUUCACUCGGGGACCGAAAGGUCAGGUCAAGUUCAACAAAGACACCAAGAAGCGUCGAAGAGAAGCCGACGAAAGAGAUCAGGAUGUCGAGAUGGCCGACCCAGAGGCUAAGCCGCCAAAGAACAAGAAAAAGACUGACGUUCGACCAGGACAGGAGUUCAAAGCGAAGAAAGCUGGCGGUGAUGUCAAGAAAGACGGGGUGGAUCCUUACGCCUACCUUAGUUUGUCCCAGGCCGCAAAGAAAGGUCAGCGCGGCCGAACCAGCAUUGGUAUCGCUGGAAAGCGAACAAAAUAA
Molecule: messenger RNA, 3690 nt
Organism: Pleurotus ostreatus (oyster mushroom)
Lineage: Eukaryota; Fungi; Basidiomycota; Agaricomycetes; Agaricales; Pleurotaceae
Exons: 11
Coding region: 1-3690 (1229 amino acids)
Source: RefSeq, a predicted model, not a curated record